AUGGCGGUACUCAAACCAUUCAGAGGCGACUAUUACCUCUGGGAAUAUCUACCAAGUCUCCCAGGUGCCAUUGCGUUUACAAUCUUUUUUCUUGUCAUUACUUCAGCACAAGGAUGGCGCAUGUUUAAAGGCAAACACCGGUUCUGUAUACCUUUUUUUAUCGGUGGAGUUUGUGAAGUACUUGGAUAUGUCUUUCGAGCUCUCGCUUGGAACGCAACCAACUCCCUCCCGAUAUACAUCAUGCAAUCCCUCUUCCUUCUCCUUCCGCCAGUCUUCUUCGCCGCGACAUUAUACAUGGUAUACUCUCGCAUCGUCAGAGCUGUAGGCGGAGAAGAUUGUUCUCUUAUCUCUGUCCGAAAAACAACUCGACUUUUUGUCAUUGGAGAUUUCAUCACGUUCAAUAUCCAAGGCAAUGGCGGUGGCUUGCUAGCCAAUCAGAAACUCGCCAACGCCGGCAAGAUCAUCGUCAUUGUCGGCCUCAUUGCACAAGUUAUACUCUUCCUCGCAUUUGUGGUCUGUUGUGUGGUAUUUCACCGACGAUUCAGAGUCCAUUUGAGACAGUCUCACACUCCUGUCGAGAUACGCUGGGAAGCAUAUCUCAACAUGCUGUAUGUUACUUCGGCUCUUAUUCUUGUGAGGAAUGUCUUCAGAGUUGUCGAGUUUGUCAUGGAUAAGGAAGGCUAUCUUCAGCAGAAAGAGUGGCCAACCUUUGUGUUUGACUCUGUUCUUAUGUUUCUUGUCAUGAUGGCUUUUUAUAUCUGGUAUCCCGGAAACCUUACAUCGCGCUUGAGGGACUCUACCGUUGAACUUGUUCCGAAGCGACGUGUUAGCGCAAGGGAAGCCAGCGCUUCAGAGUAG
Fusarium pseudograminearum CS3096 is the source of this 858-nucleotide messenger RNA. RefSeq lists its product as uncharacterized. The coding region runs from base 1 to 858 and encodes 285 amino acids. The record is from RefSeq and is a predicted model, not a curated record. Gene Ontology annotation, cellular component: membrane. The transcript is spliced from 2 exons. Lineage: Eukaryota; Fungi; Ascomycota; Sordariomycetes; Hypocreales; Nectriaceae.